AUGACGAACUCUGACAGAACAAACAGAAGGCAGGCUUUCAUGGAGGCAUCCAUGUUUUUUCCCACUUUGCACGUCGAACGUUCCGAGAGUUUCUACCAAUCUGGCAACUCUGGGGGGAGCUUCACCCCAGCCCAAAUUCCUCUGGACUGUGAGAGCAGCAUCACAGAGCUGACUGGCCAGACAGAGAGAAGAGCUCAAUGUAUAGCUGAUGAAGUUGAGAAGGUUGUGAUCAUGUGGAAGAAAGCAGUGGCGUUUUUGCUCCAACUUUCCUACAUCUCCCAUCAUGUGAGUGCUCUUCAGAGAGGAGAGCUUUUCCCCUAUGGGCCAUUGAGCGGGGAUUUGACUCUGCAGGAAGGAGACGAUGAAACAUCUAAAGUGAUUGCGUUGAGCAAACCCAUGCACUUCUACGACACCUCCUUCAGCAAAUUAUAUGUGGCCACCAAUGGCAUCAUCUCACCUCAUGACCUUCCUAUGGAGAAGCAGUACGUUGAUGAUGGAUUCCCCACCGAGUUCCCAGUUAUCGCACCCUUCCUCGCUGACAUAGACACCAGUAAUGGAAAAGGAGCCAUCUACUAUCGGCAAACUGAGUCCCCUAGUGUCCUGAAUCGAAUAGCUGCUGAGGUCCAGAAAGGGUUCCCAGACACUCAGUUUACACCAACUCACGCCAUCAUCGCCACGUGGGAAAACGUAGCUGCUUACAAAGAGAUCACACGCACCGAAUCAUCCAGACAGGUUAACACAUUCCAAGCGGUGGUGGCUUACGAUGAGGAGAACACCUACGCUCUUUUUCUUUACCCAGAGGAUGGACUGCAGUUCUUUGGAACGCGUCCUAAAGAGAUGUUCAAUGUGGAGAUCGAGCUGCCCGCGCGGGUCGGCUUCACCAGGGGAGAAAUCCCAUAUUUUAUCUUCACACGCACUGAGGGACCUUACUUCAGCCUCACCAGCAAUGAGCAGUCUGUCAAGAACUUGUACCAGACGGGUAACACUGGCGUGCCUGGCGUUUGGCUCUUCCACAUCGGAAACGCAUAUUCAUUCCGCAACGUAAUUCCAGCAGCAGCUUCGGGCCCUUUACCCACCGCAGUCCCUAGGAAGCAAGCGGUUGUGUUCCAAACCACCCCCGAGUACCCUGCAGGAGAGUAUGAGACUGAUGACGAGUCUUUCGACGAAGAGCAAGAAUACAACAUUGAUCCAGAUUUUCAGACUCCAGAUGUCACAGAAUUCCCUCAGCCAGACCACGAUGCCUCUCUGUUGAGUGGUCUGAACCAGGAAGCUGACUCAAAUCUGUCCCCACUUGACCCCUACAAAGGGGAUGUCACACUGAGCCCUGACCCUCAGACUGACCACAUUGUUCCUACAAAUGUUCCUCCAGAGGAAAUCGUUGAGUCCGUGCAUCCGGUGCCAGAGCACACUCUUCUGGAAGCGUAUCCCAUCCGCCCUGAGGUGGUUAACGUGGAAGAAGAUUUGGAUUUCGACUCUGGAGUGAUUCACUAUUCCACUGAAAACAAGGAGACGUGUGAUCGUUUCCAGCAGACCUGCAGCCAGAAUGCUUACUGCGCCGACUACUCAUCAGGCUACUGCUGCCACUGCCAUGCCGGUUUCUAUGGAAAUGGACGCCAUUGCCUUCCUGAUGGUGCUCCUCAACGUGUGAAUGGAAAAGUCAAUGGGAUGGUUUCUGUAGGUUCGACCCCAGUGGGACUGGAUAGCAUCGACCUCCAUGCUUACAUCGUAGUGGGUGAUGGUCGCGCAUACACAGCCAUCAGUGAAGUCCCAGAGCCUUUGGGGUGGGCACUAAUGCCUGUCACACCCAUUGGUGGCCUUUUUGGGUGGCUCUUUGCCCUCAAGCUUCCCAACAGCCAUAAUGGCUUCAACAUCACUGGCGCUGAGUUUACUCGCCAUGCCGAUGUGACCUUUUACCCCGGCAACCAACGACUCAUCAUCGUUCAGACCGCCAGGGGGUUGGACAGCCAGAACUACCUGAGCGUAGAAACUCAUCUAGAGGGCAGUGUGCCGUUUGUUCCCCCUGGUGCCAGCAUUCAGAUGGAGCCUUUUGCAGAGACCUACCAGUAUUACCCAUCACUGAUCACAUCCAGCUCAGUACGGGAGUUUACGAUCAUGUCCGCGCAGAGUGGAGCAGAAAAAUUCACCUACCAGCUGAGACAGAACAUCACCUACAGGGACUGCAGACACACACCACACGCUGGAGCUGAGACGCUGCAGCUCAAUGUUGAGCGCAUCUUUGCCAUGUAUGUCAAAGAAGAGCGCGUUCUCAGAUACGCCAUCACCAACAAGAUCGGCCAUGUCGGAGAUUACAUCCCGGACCCUGUGCAGUUGAACCCCUGCUACUUAGGAAGUCAUGAUUGUGACACCACAGCACAAUGUGUACCAGGAGAAGGACAGCACUUUACCUGUGUGUGUGCUACUGGAUACACUGGAGAUGGACGCAACUGCUAUGAUGUGGACGAGUGCGCUGAAGGUCUGAGCUCCUGUGGGAGUCACGCUCAGUGUGUGAAUUUGCCUGGAAGUCACAGCUGCCAGUGCCAGAGCGGCUUUGAGUAUGCACAUGACAGUCGCACCUGUAUAGAUGUUGAUGAGUGCCGAAGACAUCCAUGCCACCCUCAUGCUUCCUGCACCAACACCUUGGGCUCCUUCCACUGCCGAUGCCAGCCUGGAUUCCACGGCGAUGGCUUCCAGUGUCACCGUCAACAUGUUGGGGAAGAGCGUCCCAAAACUCCAUGUGAGCAUCACAGAGACAGCGCACAGAGUGGAGUAGACGGUUUACCUGUGCUGGGAGCAUUUGUCCCUCAGUGUGAUGAGGAGGGUCACUACAGGUCUCAACAGUGCCAUGGCUCUACAGGAUACUGCUGGUGUGUGGACAGUAGGGGGCAGGAGAGAGUGGGAACCCGCACCCCACCUGGUACCCCACCUGCCAACUGUGACGCUCCAGAACGUCCUAAGACUGAGUGUGAACAGCAUAGAGACAGGGUGCAGGAUGGAGCAGUGCUGGGAGCCUUCAUGCCUGAGUGUGAUGAGGAGGGUCAAUACAGGUCUCAGCAGUGUCAUGGCUCUACAGGACACUGCUGGUGUGUGGACAGUAGGGGGCAGGAGAGAGCGGGCACCCGUACGCCACCUGGUACCCCACCUACCAACUGUGACGCUCCAGAGCGUCCUAAGUCUCAGUGUGAGCAGCAUAGACAUAGCGCACAGGGUGGAGCGGAUGGUGUGCCUCUGGUGGGAGCCUUCAUCCCUCAGUGUGACGAGGAGGGUCGCUACAGACCUCAACAGUGCCAUGGCUCUACAGGACACUGCUGGUGUGUGGACAGUAGUGGGCAGGAAAGAGCAGGCACCCGCACCCCUCCUGGUACCCCACCUACCAACUGUGACGCUCCAGAACGUCCUAAGACUCGGUGUGAGCAGCACAGGGACAGCAUACAGAAAACAGUGGACGGAUUGCCCAUAGUAGGAGCCUUCAUCCCUGACUGUGAUGAGGAGGGUCACUACAGACCUCAACAGUGCCAUGGCUCUACAGGACACUGCUGGUGUGUGGACAGUAGUGGGCAGGAAAGAGCAGGCACCCGUACCCCACCUGGUACCCCACCUACCAACUGUGACGCUCCAGAACGUCCUAAGACUCAGUGUGAGCAGCACAGGGACAGCAUACAGAGAAGAGCGGACGGUUUGCCCAUAGUAGGAGCCUUCAUCCCUGAGUGUGACGAGGAGGGUCGCUACAGACCUCAACAGUGCCAUGGCUCUACAGGACACUGCUGGUGUGUGGACAGUAGUGGGCAGGAAAGAGCAGGCACCCGCACCCCACCUGGUACCCCACCUACCAACUGUGAUGCUCCAGAACGUCCUAAGACUCGGUGUGAGCAGCACAGGGACAGCAUACAGAGAAGAGCGGAUGGUUUGCCCAUAGUAGGAGCCUUCGUCCCUCAGUGUGACGAGGAGGGUCGCUACAGACCUCAACAGUGCCAUGGCUCUACAGGACACUGCUGGUGUGUGGACAGUAGUGGGCAGGAAAGAGCAGGCACCCGCACCCCUCCUGGUACCCCACCUACCAACUGUGACGCUCCAGUUCAUUCAGAACGUCCUAAGACUCGGUGUGAGCAGCACAGGGACAGCAUACAGAGAAGAGCGGAUGGUUUGCCCAUAGUAGGAGCCUUCGUCCCUCAGUGUGACGAGGAGGGUCGCUACAGACCUCAACAGUGCCAUGGCUCUACAGGACACUGCUGGUGUGUGGACAGUAGUGGGCAGGAAAGAGCAGGCACCCGUACCCCGCCUGGUACCCCACCUACCAACUGUGACGCUCCAGAACGUCCUAAGACUCAGUGUGAGCAGCACAGGGACAGCAUACAGAGAAGAGCAGACGGUUUGCCCAUAGUAGGAGCCUUCAUCCCUCAGUGUGAUGAGGAGGGUCACUACAGACCUCAACAGUGCCAUGGCUCUACAGGACACUGCUGGUGUGUGGACAGUAGUGGGCAGGAAAGAGCAGGCACCCGUACCCCACCUGGUACCCCACCUACCAACUGUGACGCUCCAGAACGUCCUAAGACUCGGUGUGAGCAGCACAGGGACAGCAUACAGAGAAGAGCGGAUGGUUUGCCCAUAGUAGGAGCCUUCAUCCCUGAGUGUGAUGAGGAGGGUCGCUACAGACCUCAACAGUGCCAUGGCUCUACAGGACACUGCUGGUGUGUGGACAGUAGUGGGCAGGAAAGAGUGGGUACCCGCACCCCUCCUGGUACCCCACCUACCAACUGUGACGCUCCAGUUCAUCCUGAACGGCUGAAGACUCAGUGUGAACAGCACAGAGACACUGUGCAGGCUGGAGUGGAUGGUUUGCCGGUGGUGGGAGCAUUUGUCCCUGAGUGUGACGAGGAGGGUCGCUACAGACCUCGACAAUGCCAUGGCUCUACAGGACACUGCUGGUGUGUGGACAGUAAGGGGCAGGAGAGGGCAGGAACCCGUACACCCCCUGGUACCCCACCUACCAACUGUGAUGCUCCAGAACGUCCUAAGACUCAGUGUGAGCAGCACAGGGACAGCAUACAGAAAAGAGUGGACGGUUUGCCCAUAGUAGGAGCCUUCAUCCCUCAGUGUGACGAAGAGGGUCGCUACAGAACUCAACAGUGCCAUGGCUCUACAGGACAUUGCUGGUGUGUGGACAGUAGUGGGCGGGAAAGAGCAGGCACCCGCACUCCACCUGGUACCCCACCUACCAACUGUGACGCUCCAGAACGUCCUAAGACUCAGUGUGAGCAGCACAGAGACAGCAUGCAUGGCAGAGGGGAUGGUUUACCUGUGCUGGGAGCCUUCAUUCCUCAGUGUGAUGAGGAGGGACGUUAUAAGUCAUUACAGUGCCAUGGGUCUACAGGACACUGCUGGUGUGUGGACAGUAGGGGGCAGGAGAGAGCAGGCACCCGUACCCCACCUGGUACCCCACCUACCAACUGUGAUGCUCCAGAACGUCCCAAGACUCCCUGCGAACAGCACAGAGACAGAGCACAGAGCCGAGUAAAUGCAUCACCUGUGGCGGGAGCCUUCAUUCCUCAGUGUGAUGAGGAGGGUCAAUACAGGUCUCUACAGUGCCAUGGGUCUACAGGACACUGCUGGUGUGUGGACAGUAGGGGGCAGGAGAGAGCGGGCACCCGUACCCCACCUGGUACCCCACCUAGAAACUGUGACAUUCCAGUGGUGGCAGUCCCUACGCAGCAUCCGCAGACGGUGUGUGAGCGCUGGCGUGCAAGUCUGAUGGAGCACUAUGGAGGUCGUCCAGGUCCACAGCAUUUUCUUCCCCAGUGUGACACAUCAGGCGAGUUCACCCCAGUGCAGUGUUAUGGCGAUACCAGUUACUGCUGGUGUGUAGACAAAGAUGGCCGAGAAGUUCCCGGGACCCGCUCACACGACAAAGUCAAACCUGCCUGUAUACCAACUGUUCCCCCGCCCACCAUGCAUCCACUGCCCCGCCCAGAUGUGACUCCUCCCCCAUCAGGCACUACUUUGCUCUACGCUCAAGGCCAGCAGAUUGGAGCGCUUCCUCUCAACGGCACGCGCAUGGACAAGGAGAGAUCCUCAGUGCUUCUUGCCCUGCAUGGCUCCAUAGUGGUUGGUAUUGACUACGACUGCAGAGAAAGGAAGGUUUAUUGGACGGAUCUUGCUGGAAGAACGAUCAGCAGAGCCGCUCUGGAGCCUGGAUCAGAGCCUGAGAUUCUCAUUAACACCGGUCUCAUGAGCCCAGAGGGUUUAGCCGUGGAUGUGGCACGCAGGAGGAUGUUCUGGGUAGACAGCACGCCAGAUAAAAUCGAGACGGCCAAACUGGAUGGAAGCGACCGACGUGUUCUGUUCAACACUGAUUUGGUUAAUCCCAGAGCCAUCAUAGUGGACUCUCUCUCAGGAACUCUGUACUGGACCGACUGGAAUCGGGAAGCCCCGAAAAUUGAAAGCUCCACCGUGGAAGGGCAGAACAGGAGGGUGCUAGUGCAGGACGGCAUUGGGCUCCCUAAUGCUUUGACGAUUGACCCCACAACACGUCGUAUCUGCUGGGCCGAUGCAGGGACAAAGCGUUUGGAGUGCAUCGCGCCUGAUGGGACGGGCCGACACGUGAUUCACAGCAACCUGAACUAUCCGUUCAGCAUGGUGUUUUACGCCAAUCACUUCUACUACACAGACUGGAGGAGGGAUGGAGUCAUUGGUGUAAGUCGAGACUCAAGCCAUUUUACAGAUGAGUAUCUGCCUGAUCAGCGUUCACAUCUGUACGGCAUCACUGUCGCCUCCUCCAGCUGUUUAUAGGAGAGGACGUAAUAACAGAGCCACUGUUACAUGGUGCUAUUUUUCAAGGAUGUUUUUUUUGUAGUGUUCACACGUUGGGAAACGAACGCCUCUCUCAGCCGUUGCCAAAGCCCCUGCAUCUUUAUAAACCCCCCAAGAAAAGGUGACUCUUUUCCCUGUUUAGUUUUGUACAUUUGUUUUAUACCUCAUUUCUUUCUACUGUAUUUUUGUGUUUUUUUUUAAUAAAAGAAAGCCAAAGAGGCCCAAAUUAUAGUUUUUUUUUUGUGCAAAACGUUCAUGUGUAUAAAUACAUUUAUACACGUGUGCAGUAUUGGAGCCCUCUGUGCACUAAUAAGAAUCCGACGUAUGGAAAUGCAUUGAACAUAGCCGAUGUUUUUCUUUUACUACAGUCCCUUUUUGUAACCUUUUUUUUUAUCUUUUGUAAGAUGUGAUAUUUAUAACAAUAAAAAGUGAUUCACAA
Messenger RNA from Pangasianodon hypophthalmus (striped catfish), 7243 nucleotides. RefSeq names its product nidogen 2a (osteonidogen) (gene nid2a). Gene Ontology annotation, molecular function: calcium ion binding. The coding region runs from base 1 to 6783 and encodes 2260 amino acids. Gene Ontology annotation, biological process: cell-matrix adhesion. NCBI's taxonomy places the organism in Eukaryota, Metazoa, Chordata, Actinopteri, Siluriformes, Pangasiidae. The transcript has 33 exons. Gene Ontology annotation, cellular component: basement membrane. The record is from RefSeq and is a predicted model, not a curated record.